Dromaius novaehollandiae (emu) is the source of this 2116-nucleotide messenger RNA. It is a transcript of the gene GPAA1, whose product is annotated as glycosylphosphatidylinositol anchor attachment 1. Lineage: Eukaryota; Metazoa; Chordata; Aves; Casuariiformes; Dromaiidae. The record is from RefSeq and is a predicted model, not a curated record. Gene Ontology annotation, biological process: attachment of GPI anchor to protein. The coding region runs from base 113 to 1984 and encodes 623 amino acids. Gene Ontology annotation, cellular component: GPI-anchor transamidase complex; membrane. The transcript has 13 exons.
UGCGCGGGCCCCGCGGCGGGCGGCUCCCAUCGGUGUCUCUGGGCUCCAUCGCGCGGCCUGUCCCGCUCCGCGGGUGAUUGAGCGGCCUGGCCGGCGCGCGGCCCCCCCCGCCAUGGGGCUGCUCUCGGACCCGUACCGGCGGCGGGCGCUGUCGCGGCUCAUCCUGCGCCUCAACACGCCGCUGUGCCUCCUCAGCUACGUGGCCGGGCUGGGCUGGUUCCUGGCCCUGGCCCUGCCGCCGGUGGCCCCCCGCACCUACAUGUCGGAGAACGCCAUGGGCUCCACCAUGGUGGAGGAGCAGUUCGCCUACGGCGAGCGGGCCCUCUCCUACGCCCGCGAGUUCGCCGGGCACAAGAAGAAGGCGGGCGGCAUGCCGGUGGCCUGGCUGGAGAAGACCAUGUGGAACCUGGGCCUGGAGGUGUACAAGCAGCCCUUCGCCCGCACGCUGCCCUUCCCGGACGAGACCCGCGAGAGAUACAUGGUGAAGGGCACCAACGUGUACGGCAUCCUGCGGGCGCCGCGGGCGGCCAGCACCGAGUCGCUGGUGCUCAGCGUGCCCUGCAGCGAGGGCCAGCACAACCACCAGGCCGUGGGGCUCAUGCUGGCCCUGGCCUCCUACUUCCGAGGCCAGAUCUACUGGGCGAAGGACAUCAUCUUCCUGGUGAACGAGCACGACCUGCUGGGCAUGGAGGCCUGGCUGGAGGCCUACCACGACGUCAACAUCACGGAGAUGCAGUCGUCGGGGACGCUGGGCCGGGCGGGGGCCAUCCAGGCGGCCGUGUCGCUGGAGCUCAGCAGCGACGUCGUCACCAGCUUCGACGUGGCCGUGGAGGGGCUGAACGGGCAGCUGCCCAACCUGGACCUCGUCAACCUCUUCCACGCCUUCUGCCAGAAGAACGGGCUCCUCUGCACCAUCCAGGGCAAGCUGCAGCGCUCCGACUGGGACACGCUGCCGGCCUACGCCCACAGCCUGCAGACGCUGCUGCUCAUGGUGCUCAAGCAGGGCUCGGGGCGGCCCCAGGGCGACCACGGCCUCUUCCUGCGCUACCACAUCGAGGCCAUCACCCUGCGCGGCAUCAACAGCUUCCGGCAGUACAAGUACGACAUGAGCACCGUGGGCAAGACCCUGGAGGGGAUGUUCCGGAAACUCAACAACCUGCUGGAGCGCCUGCACCAGUCCUACUUCUUCUACCUGCUGCCCUCGCUGUCCCGCUUCGUCUCCAUCAGCGUCUACAUGCCGGCCUUCGGCUUCCUCAUCCUCAUCCUCAUCCUCAAGGCCCUGGACCUGUGGAUGAAGCUGAGCAAAUGCGACGCCGGCCCCGCCGAGCGGCUCUGGGACGGCGACCAGGGAGCUGCCCACGCCGCCGUGGAGGAGCCCCGGCCCGGACUGCUCACCCUGGUGCCCCCCCUGCUCAUCUGCCACGCCACCGGCCUCACGCUCUACUUCUUGCCGGUGCUGGGCCAGCACGUGGCCACGCAGCACUUCCCCGUGUCCGAGGCGGAGGCCGUGGUGCUCACGGUCAUCGCCAUCUACGUGGCCGGCCUGGCCCUGCCGCACAACACGCACAGGGUGCUGACGGGCUCCGGGAGCGACCGCGGCUGGAUGACGCUGAAGCUGCUGUCGCUGCUCUACCUGGCCAUGCAGCUGGGCUGCAUCGCCCUCGUCAACUUCUCCCUGGGCUUCCUGCUGGCCGUCACCAUGGUGCCCGUCGCCGCCGCCGUCCAGCCCACGGGGCCCAGGUACCUGUACGCGGCGCUGCUGGUGCUGGUCACGCCGGCCGUCACACUGCUGCUCGGCAUCUUCCUGUACCAGGAGCUGAUCGAGUACCCGGUGUCGGUGCUGGAGUGCUGGCAGCUCUUCCUGCAGGCCGUGGCCGGGGGGCUGCUGGACCACUACCUCUACGGCUCCGUCGUCUUCCCCUUCGUCGCCAUCUUCCUCUACCCCUGCUGGCUGCUGCUCUGGAACGUGCUCUUCUGGAAGUAGCCGGGGCGCGGCUGAGCCCCCCCGGAGCCGUGGGGCGGGACGCGUGCUGGGGGUGGCCCCUGGGGGUCCUGCCCCGGGGGGCUGUCGCGGCUGGGGGUGCCGGGAGCGGGGCCGCGGUCUCCGGUGGGUGCA